AUGAAACGAGAAGAGAAGAGAAACGAGUAUCGUAUCAAGUAUGAGCACAAAAGCAAAACGACAGAAACUUUCCUCCUCACUUUCGCCGCCACAGCUGUCAGUAGUAGUCCUUCCACCAUUUACGAUUAUCUCCGGCUGCACGGUCUCCCAAUUGGCCUUUUCCCAAAGGGUAUAACUAAAUUUUCGCACGACCCUUCAUCCGGAAAUUUCCAGGUCUUGCUGAACCAGCCUUGUAAUGCCAAGUUCGAUAACCAGGUUCACUACGAUUUCAAUGUCUCCGGUACCUUGACUUUUGGUCAAAUCGGGAAUUUGUCCAGCGUUACGGCUCAGGAGCUCUUUCUUUGGUUCCCUGUCAAAGGUAUUCGCGUCGAUGUACCCAGCUCUGGCCUUAUCUAUUUCGAUGUGGGUGUCAUUGAUAAGCAAUUCUCUCUCUCACUCUUUGAAUCACCUCCCGAUUGCACCGCCGCUGAACCUGCUGAUCUCACUUCUGAUGUUGCUUCCUUUCGCUCAAAAUUCCAAAUCGCCGAUUUACAGUCUCGUUCUCAGGUUGAUUGA
This is a messenger RNA of Humulus lupulus (European hop), 555 nucleotides long. RefSeq lists its product as uncharacterized. Lineage: Eukaryota; Viridiplantae; Streptophyta; Magnoliopsida; Rosales; Cannabaceae. The record is from RefSeq and is a predicted model, not a curated record. The transcript has 2 exons. The coding region runs from base 1 to 555 and encodes 184 amino acids.